Messenger RNA from Cynoglossus semilaevis (tongue sole), 3843 nucleotides. RefSeq names its product protein kinase C, iota (gene prkci). Gene Ontology annotation, biological process: protein phosphorylation. The record is from RefSeq and is a predicted model, not a curated record. Lineage: Eukaryota; Metazoa; Chordata; Actinopteri; Pleuronectiformes; Cynoglossidae. The transcript is spliced from 18 exons. Bases 420 to 2186 code for a protein of 588 amino acids. Gene Ontology annotation, molecular function: ATP binding; protein binding; diacylglycerol-dependent serine/threonine kinase activity.
CGACAUACUUUAUAAAAGGAAUGUUGACCAGUUUGAAUAAAAAAAAACAGCCUUGCGUGAGGGUAUUCGAUUUAAAGUUGUGAUUGUUAAUCAUUUGAACUUGUGUAUUAGGUAUUAUGUACAUUCUACCAAACGUCAAGUUGAAUGCUACCCCAAACAUUCCAACAGUGGACUCUUCCGCUAUUAGGCCUUUGCAGUAGGGAGUUGUUUGGCGAAUCUGGCAAGUUUUUUCUAAACUUCUCAUGUAUUUUUUGGUUGUUCAGAGCGACGAGAAUCUUCGUUUUUGUCAUCCCCAGUGUCGUUAUUAUCUCGACUUGUCGACGGACUUUAGCAACAAAGUGUUGCUGAGCGUAACACAACUACUCAGCUGAAGGAAAGGAGGAAGGUAUCAGUGAGUUGGACCGACUGCGGCUGAGCUUAUGAUGCCGACGUUGCGGGACAGUACUAUGUCCCACCCCGGCGAAAAUUCCCACCAAGUCCGGGUGAAAGCCUAUUACAAGGGGGACAUCAUGAUUACCCAUUUCGAACCAUCCAUCUCAUAUGAGGGUCUGUAUGGAGAAGUGAGAGAUAUGUGCUCCAUGGAAAACGACCAACUCUUCACCAUGAAGUGGAUCGAUGAGGAAGGUGACCCCUGCACAGUGUCGUCUCAACUGGAGCUGGAGGAAGCGCUUCGCCUCUAUGAACUCAACAAAGACUCGGAGCUCAUUAUCCACGUGUUUCCAUGUAUACCAGAAAAACCUGGAAUGCCCUGUCCAGGAGAAGACAAAUCGAUAUAUCGGCGGGGAGCUCGGCGCUGGAGGAAACUUUAUUAUGCCAGUGGUCAUGCCUUUCAGGCCAAACGCUUUAACAGGCGAGCACACUGUGCCAUCUGUACGGACAGAAUCUGGGGUUUGGGUAGACAAGGUUACAAAUGCAUCAACUGUAAACUGCUGGUGCACAAGAAAUGCCAUAAACUGGUGACAGUGGAAUGCGGCAGGCCGUUAAUUCAGGAACCAAUGAUGCCAGGAACCCCGUCGAGUCAGCUAGAUCAAAGUGAACAACCAGGCCCCCAGAAUAAAGACUCCAGAGAAAGCUUGAGUUACGACGGAGAGGAGAAAGAGGCACGGAGCAGUAGAGACACGGGCAAAUCGCCUUCAAGUCUUGGCCUGUCAGACUUCGAUCUGCUGAGAGUGAUCGGCAGAGGCAGCUACGCCAAAGUGCUGCUGGUGCAGCUAAAGAAAACGGAGCGCAUCUACGCCAUGAAGGUGGUCAAGAAGGAGCUGGUCAAUGAUGACGAGGACAUCGACUGGGUCCAAACAGAGAAGCACGUGUUUGAACAGGCCUCUAAUCAUCCCUUCUUGGUGGGCCUUCACUCCUGUUUCCAGACAGAAAGCAGACUCUUUUUCGUUAUUGAAUAUGUGAAUGGUGGAGAUCUCAUGUUCCACAUGCAGAGACAAAGGAAGCUCCCAGAAGAACAUGCCAGAUUCUACUCAGCAGAGAUUAGCCUUGCCCUCAACUACCUCCAUGAGCGGGGUAUCAUCUACAGAGAUCUAAAGCUGGACAAUGUGCUGCUGGACUCAGAAGGUCACAUCAAACUCACAGACUAUGGCAUGUGCAAGGAGGGCCUGAGACCAGGUGACACAACAAGCACUUUCUGUGGUACCCCAAAUUACAUCGCCCCGGAAAUACUCAGAGGAGAGGAUUACGGCUUCAGUGUGGACUGGUGGGCGUUGGGGGUGCUAAUGUUCGAGAUGAUGGCUGGCCGGUCGCCCUUUGACAUUGUGGGGAGUUCUGACAACCCGGACCAGAACACAGAAGACUACCUUUUCCAGGUUAUAUUAGAAAAACAGAUCAGAAUUCCCCGCUCGUUGUCAGUCAAAGCCGCCAGUGUUCUCAAAGGAUUUCUCAACAAGGAUCCCAAAGAGCGUCUCGGCUGUCACCCUCAGACAGGCUUCGCUGACAUCAUGGGUCAUCCAUUUUUCAGAAAUGUGGAUUGGGAUCUUCUGGAGCAGAAGCAGGUGGUGCCUCCAUUUAAACCCAACAUCUCAGGGGAGUUUGGACUGGACAACUUUGACGCCCAGUUCACCAACGAGCCUAUCCAGCUCACACCAGACGAUGACGACGUGGUGAGGAAGAUUGACCAGUCUGAGUUUGAAGGGUUUGAGUACAUCAACCCACUCCUCAUGUCAGCAGAGGAGUGUGUCUGAGGGACAGGAGUGUUGUCUGUGCUGAGACACAUCCCCCCCCACACAAACACACACACACACAUCCACCCACACCACUUAUCUGAUGUGGUGUUCCCACGUCAUCGCACCACAUGGCAACGAGACAAACACAUUUGCUGCACAUGCACAGUAGAACGCUUAUUUGCCAAAACCAGUCUCACACUCUGCCAUCUCUAACCACUUGCCCUUAAGUCAACAUUAUUUCUUAAUUAUUUUUCUACCAUGUAAAUCUGCACUGAUGUUAUUAUCUCAUGGGGGGGCGGGGGCGGCCAGGCUGCAGAGAUCUUCCAAGGUUGCUGUAAUGUGGGGACAGACAGAUGAAGCCAACAUCCUCCUUCUUCCAGCUGGUGGGACGUCUUCACUGCACAAUUUCUGUGCAUGUAUAUAAAAACCUACUCUGUUACUUCUGCAAAAAACAUAACCGUUAGAAAAGGCUUCUUUUUUAGCUUUAAACCACAGUUUAUGAGACAAAAGUGAGGAGUUUGUUGUCAUAAAAUUAUAUCAGAUUUAGUUUUGUCCCAAUACAGUUUCUGUAGAGAUCAAAAAAAUCAUAUUGUUAGCAUUUUAAAAAAUUAAAGCUAUAUAUUUUUCAUGUUUUAUUUAAAGAUAUAGCAGCCAGUGUAUAUGUUGUUCUGAGUGUUAACAGAACCAAAAGGGUUUAGGCUUAUUUUUGUUUAUUUUAGAUGAAUGAUUAUUAUCUGGAAAUUAGAGGGAGCCUCUUAAUCCAGUAUGAAGGAACUUCAGCAGCGGUGUAAGAACAAAGACUAAUGUUGAGUUAAUGUUCUCCAAACUGUGAAAAAAGGAGGUCACUGUGCCAGAAACUGGGCUGGAAGUGAAACAAAUUCACACUACAAUGACGCUGGAGCACAGAUCGUUUUGCUGUGCAUUCAAAUAUACACUAAAAAUACACUACACUGAGACAGGACCAAAAAAAACCAAAAACAUUUUUCUGAAGAAAUGUCUCGCUGGUACAUAUUAAAAGGUACAGUAAUUGUAUGAAAGAUGUGCUGUCCUCUGAUAUAGAAUUAUAUUCAUUCUUUGUUUGCUUUUUUGUUUUAAAAUCUGCCUAUGCCUUUUCGAGAGUUGCCGUCUGUUGUCUUUUUGUACCCUACAUUCCACGUAGGCUUUUUUUUAAAUUGUACAUCACUACAAAUGGUUAAAACAAGUUCAGUUCCAAAGUCACAUCGAAGUGCAGCUCCAGCUGCGGCCUGUGUCUACUGUGCUGCAUUUUUACCACGUCUGACCUGCAGUGUGAUGGAUUUUUGUAAAACUGCUCAGAUACAAAAGCUGUAAAGAGCCACAGCUGUAUAGACACUGAGUGACUGUGCACACACUGUCCGCCAGGAGAUGGUUCGCUACUUGGAAAAUAUUUUUGGGCUCACACGGUGACAGGAGGAACUUGUUCAUCUGUUACACCACAUCUUUAUUGUUACUUUUUUUGUAUAUCUGAUUUAAGUCUGAUUGAAAUUGAAUCUCUACAUUGAUUUCAAGGUGUUACUGGGGGAACCCCACAACAUUACUUGUUGUGUUGGAGAUGUUUACCACCCACAAGACUCUACUGAACUUUAUUAUUAGUUUGAAAAGGAAAAGAAAAAAAACUCAAAAAUAAACCUUUUAUUUCCCUCUUGGUGGUAAUUCA